AUGAGAACACAUACUGGAGAGAAACCUUUUACUUGCUCUGUUUGUAAGAAAAGUUUCUCCACUAAGCAAAGCAUGACCACACACAUGAGAACACACACUGGAGAGAAAGCUUUUACUUGCUCUGUUUGUAAGACGAGUUUCUCCAUAAAGCGUAACAUGACCACACACAUGAGAACACACACUGGAGAGAAACCUUUUACUUGCUCUGUUUGUAAGAAAAGUUUCUCCACUAAGCAAAGCAUGACCACACACAUGAGAACACAUACUGGAGAGAAACCUUUUACUUGCUCUGUUUGUAAGAAGAGUUUCUCCACAAAGCCACACUUGACCACACACAUGAGAACACACACUGGAGAUAAACCUUUUACUUGCUCUGUUUGUAAGAAGAGUUUCUCCAGAAAGGAACAAAUGACCAUACACAUGAGAACACACACUGGAGAGAAACCUUUUGCUUGCUCAGCUUGUGCUAAAAGAUUCAACAUAAAGAAUGACAUGAUAUUACACAUGAGAACACACACAGGUGAGAAACCUUUUACUUGCUCUGUUUGUAAGAAGAUUUUCUCUAGAAAGCAACACAUGACCACACACAUGAGAACACACACUGGAGAGAAACCUUUUUCUUGCUCAGCUUGUGCUAAAAGAUUCAACACUAAGAAUGUCAUGAUAUUACACAUGAGAACACACACUGGAGAGAAACCUUUUCCUUGCUCAGUGUUAGAAUAAUUAUGUAUAUAGUAGCACACUAACUUUAGUAUCCUUAAAGUCUGUUGCUUUAGUUAUUAGUUAUUGUGCUUAAGUUAGACUUUUGUAUUCGUGCAAGGACAAAAACUUCUUGUCUGAGGGGUGGCCUCAGCCGCAGAUGUUAUCUUUGUUUUAGCCCGCUAACAGCCAAGGACUUCAAGGACCUCAACGAAGAUAAGACGACAACACGCAGAUGAAGCAGAGACUUUAAGGACCUCAAUGAAGAUAAGAUGACAACACGCAGACGAAGCGGAGACAAGGCGAAAU
Nerophis lumbriciformis (worm pipefish) is the source of this 1008-nucleotide messenger RNA. RefSeq lists its product as uncharacterized. The record is from RefSeq and is a predicted model, not a curated record. Gene Ontology annotation, molecular function: DNA-binding transcription factor activity, RNA polymerase II-specific; RNA polymerase II cis-regulatory region sequence-specific DNA binding. Gene Ontology annotation, biological process: regulation of transcription by RNA polymerase II. Lineage: Eukaryota; Metazoa; Chordata; Actinopteri; Syngnathiformes; Syngnathidae. Gene Ontology annotation, cellular component: chromatin; transcription regulator complex; PcG protein complex.